This is a messenger RNA of Colletotrichum truncatum, 1668 nucleotides long. Its product is annotated as Acetamidase 4. The record is from RefSeq and is a predicted model, not a curated record. NCBI's taxonomy places the organism in Eukaryota, Fungi, Ascomycota, Sordariomycetes, Glomerellales, Glomerellaceae.
AUGCCUGCUGCCAUGGGAUGGGAAGCAAUUGCUUCUCGCCAUAAAGCGAAACAACAACAAGCCAUACCUCGUGAAUGGAGAUUGUCUGAGCAGGAGCUAGAUCUGCUUUCUGGCAAGGGAACGCCUCAAGAAGGACAAUUAAUCCUGCUGGAUGCGGCUAGAAAAUCAGCUCUUCUGACGAAAAAAGAACUCGAGAUCACGGAAGAUUACAAUACGAGGCAGCUUCUGAACAAUAUUCACAACGGAAGUCUCACAUCAGAGGAUGUGACUGUGGCGUUCUGCAAGCGGGCAGCUCUCGCGCAGCAACUUACAAACUGCUUGACAGAAAUCCUUUUUGAAGAAGCGAUUUUAAGAGCCAAAGCACUGGAUCAAAAGCUCAAAGAAACUGGAAGCCCUGUUGGCCCUCUCCAUGGACUUCCAAUUAGUCUCAAAGAUUCGUUCAUUAUCAAAGGCCACUAUGCAACUGUCGGCUAUGUUGAGUUCCUCAAACGGCCACCUCCAGAUUCGAAUUCAACUUUGGUGGAUCUCCUCUUAGAUGCCGGGGCCAUUUUGUUUUGCAAAACAAAUGUUCCACAAACGAUGAUGACUGCAGACUCAGAGAACAAUAUCUUUGGGAGGACCUUGAACCCACACAAGACAACUCUUACUGCUGGUGGCUCAACAGGUGGCGAGGGUGCACUGGUGGCUUUUCGGGGUUCUCCGCUCGGUGUUGGCACCGACAUUGCAGGUUCAGUCCGAAUUCCUUCCUUGUGCUGCGGGAUAUAUGGAUUUAAACCAACAGCGAACCGGAUGCCUUUUGGUCGCCAGGCAUACUCCCCUUUUCCCAAGCUUCAAUUGCCUGGAGUAACUCCAGUGGCUGGUCCCAUGGCGAAUUCUGUCGAUGAUCUCUGGUUGUUUAUGAAAACAAUUCUUGCACAGAGGCCGUGGAAGUAUGACGCAUCCGCAGUUGACAUGCCUUGGAAUGAAUCAAAAGUUGCCCUGGACAGAAAUCUGACUAUUGGAGUUCUACCCGAGGAUCCAGAUUAUCGACUACACCCCCCGGUCCGCAGAGCCCUGGAGAGCGCAAUUACAGCUCUGACGGAGAAAGGGCACAAGGUUAUCCGCUUGCCAGCAGACCCUGCAUAUUCUGCUGGCCAUGGUGCCAGGCUCGGGUACAUUUAUUUCGGAAUGAUAUCGUCGGGUCUGGACGCACUUGCAAGUGAGAUUGGUGAACCUCUUGUCACUUCCGUGAAGCGCGACGUUCAUCCCUUCACCAAAGCGAAGCCUCCCGUUCUCCCAGGUACGGACUUGACACACCAAUUGAGUGAGUUCUUUGGCCUCCGAGAUAUCUAUGCCGACAACUGGCGGAAGGUCUGGACAGAAUAUGACCUCGAUGUUGUCAUCGGACCAGGGGCUAUCAGUACAGCCGUUCCACACGAUACGUAUGGAGUCCCGGUUUACACGUUGAUGUGGAACGUACUUGAUUACCCUUCGGGAAUCAUACCAUACGGCCCCGCUUCAAAGGAGAAGGAUCCUCAGUACGAAAAGGCCACAUCGGAAUUCGAAGCAGAUUACGAUCCUGAAGCAAGCGAUGGAGUCCCGUGUUCGAUCCAGGUUACGGCCCCUUCAUUCAAUGAUGAGGAGUGUCUGAACGCAAUUCGUAUCAUUGACAGUGCGAUUAGAAGAUAG